GCGACCGAGCGCUUCGUGACACCGGUCACGUGUGGGUGAAGCGAACUGGAAUCUCGCACUGUUUGCCUUUGAGGGUCUCCUUAAAAUCAAAUUGCAGUUUGCAGGUUGCAGAGAAAGACCGUCUUUUCUACGGCUGUGAAGCAAUGAACUUGUGCUUUGACACUGCAGGACAAAAUGCAGCUGAGCGGGCUCGAUUGUCCGGUAAUGUUUGAAUAGAUUUCCCGUUGAAGAUGUUAAAUCAUAUGCUGCAGACCUCAAACGAUUUUUACGCUAUAGGUACCGCAUUUCUUAGUCAGGAUGGGCCAGCAGAGGAAAAUCACAGGGGACUGUAUCCUCCUGCAGUCAUCAAUCAGUCUUCGAGAAGGGCUAUCGCGUUUCAGCCGAGUAAGGGUGUGAUAGCCUUAAUUCCAGAACUCAAGAUGUCGGGCUUCAGUAUAUCAAGGCACACAGACAUGUUGCAGCUUGAACAAAAGGAUAUUACGUCUUUCGGUUUAGGAAGAAUGUCUGAAAUGCAUAAAUAACGAUCCCAACAGUCGGUGCCAUACGCGUCAGAAUAUUUUGCUGCAGGUAAAACUGGCCUCCUAAACGCAUAUGAAGGUGUAUCAAAUUCUAAUUUGUUCCUUUCGAUGACUAAGAGUACACCUUUUGUCUUUGCAGCACACAAAGAUAAGUAGGUAUAUACAAGCCUGGGAAGGAAAAAAAAGGCUCGUGUUUUUUUUUGUCGUUGUUGGAUUUUUAGAUGUGCUUGAGUUGGCCUGUUUAACAGCGGCUCGUUCUGGAACAGACAAGGUUUGCAUGCAGAGAGCCGUCGCGUGUACCGAGCAUCAUUAAAACAGCAAACAAGCUCUCUCUCUCUCUCAUUUAAUUACCUUUUUUUCCAGGAGGUGUCACACACAGAACUCCCCGAGGAAACACGCGAACUGCACGGUUUUUUAUGGUUUAAUUUAAUGGCUCGCUAUCGUACUCUGAGAGAUACCACGCGAUCUUUUUUUUUUGUCCUAAAAAAAUAAUAAAAUAAACCUAUUAAAGCGAACCCACCUGGGGCUUUAUUUUUCCUGUUCUGACUUCCUGUACUGGAAAAUAGGUUUUGAAUACGGUCUCGAAAAUGCAAACAACUCCAAAGAUAUUGCAGCCAUUAAGGUUUGCCUUCUGGUAACUGCCAGCGUACACAAGCGCAGACGUAAGAUAACUUCCUGGUACUGACAGCCUUGGGGUUUUUUUCUCGGACAAACUCCGCCUCUAGACUACAGCCCUUGCGAUGUGAGUGGAUGUAAGGGACUCAUAAAGUAGUUGCAACAGCUGCGAGAGCCGUGCUGCUACCUCAGGAGUUGGCGUUGUUGUUAGAACACUGUAGAUGAUAGUUUUGUCACGCAAGCACCAGCUCAGUACAGGCUAACCCGGACCCGCAAGGACAUACAGCACUCAUGAUCAGACGGGAUUUAAACUUCAAGGAAAAGACGUCAAAAAAGCCACUGUUCUUGUCAAGGUUUUAAAAGGGCUGCUCUUGUUUUAGGUAGCCGAUGGAGAAAACUUUGGGUGCUUGCAGUAAACGCACAGAAACUCCAGAUAAAAGUCCGGACGCACCUUCUCUGGGUCUCGCAAAGACCAGCGGGGAGUUCAGCAGCCAGAUGCCUUUGUCGGACAAAAUACCCCUUGUCAAGCCUUAUUUGAAAAAGAAACACGCUCAAAGGAAGUUGGAUGCCAAAUGCCUCCGGGCGCUGGAUCCCCUCUUCACUACUUUAUUAAACUCAGAUGCGCUCGUAGGUGGCGAUGGGGUUUUCGUACCCCGCAACCAACCGAGGAACCAGACCAACCUGUGUGAAGCUGCCGUGGAAAAGAACUCCACACUAAGCCAGAUAUGUUUAAAGGAAGACGGCGCGGUUUCUGGAUUGGUAUCGGGCGCAGAGACAGACGAGAUAUCCGACUCCGGCGCCGGGCUUGGGCAAUGCGAGCAGAAGGCUGCGGUCGGCACCCCGGAGGAGCCCCGCUUCCAGGCUCAGGCGAGCGAGGAGAAGAACCCGGGUGUCGUGGUCUCCCCGGGUCAGGGCGCACCGAUGAGCGGCCUCUACGCGGCCCCGGAGCCGCUGCGGGGUGCCAGCUGCCUGGCGGAGAAGGACGCGGACCUGAAAAGCGGCAUCUUUCAGGAUAAGAGCGAAGAGGCCUCCUUGGAUCUCGUGUUUGAACUUCUGACCCAGCUGCAGUAUCACACCCAUCAAGGGGACGGAGUAUCGAUCUGCGUGGAUUUUCUGCGGGGGGUUUGCGUUUAUGGCAGUGACUGUCCCCAGCACCACACAGUGCUGCCCUAUCACUGGCAAAUCAGAAAAGCUGAUACACGUAUUUGGCUGAGUGUGUCGGAUGACUCCCAGGAACACUUGGAAAGGCUCUACUGCAAUCCGGACAAUGACCAAGUCAGACUCAAAUAUCAGGGACGCGUUUUUUCACUGGAUUUCAGCCUCAUGCAAGUUUGCGAUGUGGAAUUUGACCUUGUGAGACGUCUAGCUACUCCUUCCAGCACAAGCCUAACCUCCAAUUGCCACAUGGUGUGGAAAUACUACUGCAGGGAUAGUUUUGGCUGGAGAGAGUAUUCUGAGCCUGUUGUCCGACUGAUUGAAGAAGCUACCUGUAGGGGCUUGAAGGAAGUCCGCUUUGUCACACUGCAGAACCAGUACAUCCUGAACAUCAGAGAAGGCUUUCAGCAGAAUGCCAUCUUUGGGUUUAGAAGACAAAUCAAAAGAAGACCUCUCUUUCUCUCCUCUGUCAUGCUGAUGCCUUACUUACAGACUCUGUGUGGCCUUUCUUCAGCAAUAUUCCCAACAGCCGGACCAACACCCACACAACCUUUAUCCCCAACCUCGCCUACCUCUCCAAAGGUCUAUCCCGAAACCUGGCUUCCCAUGGACUCUUUGCAGGAUUUUAUCCAAGUACCCGUUUCCAAGGAUGACAAAAGCUACAGAACUGUAUACAGCCUUUUUCACAAGACUGUGUCGGAAACCAAAUUCAGGAUUUUGAAGAUUUUGAGAGUGCAGAACCCUUUCCUCUGGGAAAAGUAUAAACGGAAGAAGGAGUACAUGUCUAGAAAGAUGACGGAGGUGGACCGCGUGCUGAACGAAAGGCACCUUUUCCACGGCACCUCUCAGGACGUCGUGGAGGGGAUCUGCAAGCACAACUUCGACCCCCGCGUCUGCGGGAAGCAUGCCACCAUGUUCGGACAGGGCAGCUACUUCGCCAGGAAGGCCGUUUACUCCCACAACUUCUCCAAGCGCUCUCCCAGGGGCAUCCACUGCAUGUUCCUGGCCAAGGUGCUCACUGGCAAGUUCACGGUGGGCAACCCCUCCAUGAGGAGGCCCCCCCCGUUAAACCCCCACGACGCCUCCAGUGACUUGUUUGACUCUUGCGUGGACAACUGGGUCGACCCGCAGAUCUUCGUGAUUUUCAACGACGACCAGAGCUACCCGUAUUUCAUCAUUCAAUAUGAAGAAGUUUCAAACACUGUGUCCAUUUAGCUCCCUCAAGCUGCGAAGCUCCUACUGUACGGAGAAAAACGAGAGGCCGUGCGUUUAAAGGUACAGGAACCCGCGCCUCCGUUUUUUGGUGACCCCUGCCAAAAUCGGCCCCUGCGUUCUGUUUGCGCGUGAGGCCUCAGAGCUCUUGGAGGGCAGCUUGCCUGCUGCCAUUCCCUGCUGGACUAUAGAGCUAUUUAAAAUGAAGACUUUGACAAGUCUGUUUUAGCAGCUGCGGUUUUAAAGCUUAGCCCUUCCAGGUUUUUGUACAUAGUGUCAUGUUCAGAGACCAAUGGUGUUGUGACAGUUGACUUUUUCGGCAGUCAUAUUCCGUGGAAAGUGUAAAUAUGGACUCACUGUUUAUAAUUGAACUGUGUGCCUUUUUGUUCAUAAAAAUGUUUAUUUAUGUUAGUAAAUGUAACAUUUAAAAAAAAAACGUUUGACGAGA
Lepisosteus oculatus (spotted gar) is the source of this 3948-nucleotide messenger RNA. It is a transcript of the gene tiparp, whose product is annotated as TCDD-inducible poly(ADP-ribose) polymerase. The record is from RefSeq and is a predicted model, not a curated record. Gene Ontology annotation, molecular function: NAD+-protein mono-ADP-ribosyltransferase activity; zinc ion binding; NAD+ poly-ADP-ribosyltransferase activity. Lineage: Eukaryota; Metazoa; Chordata; Actinopteri; Semionotiformes; Lepisosteidae. Gene Ontology annotation, cellular component: nucleus.